AUGGAAGCAUCAACGAAUGCACGUCCAUCGAAAUCGGCAAGUGUAGCACCUUGUUUUUGGACUAAUUCAGAAAUAUUACAAUGGAUGAAAAAUAGUUUACCAGAAUUAUUUCAUAAAUAUGGUGGCUUUUUUAAAACACAUGGAAUUCGAGGACGAACUUUAUUUAUGUUAAAUGAUAAUCUUCUACUUGAAAUGGGUAUCAAUGAUUCACAAGAUCGAGCACAAUUUCGUAUUGAGAUAGCCAAAUUAAAAAUAAAAUCUGAUUUAUUGACAUUAAAAAAUAGUCACCAUAAAGGAAAUAUUCGAUUUUUAGAAGAAAAUCCAAUAAGUGAAUCAUCUCAAAGUGAAAAUGCUUAA
Rotaria sordida is the source of this 357-nucleotide messenger RNA. NCBI's taxonomy places the organism in Eukaryota, Metazoa, Rotifera, Eurotatoria, Philodinida, Philodinidae. The record is from the annotation of a GenBank genome assembly.